AUGUCGCUCGAUAGAGUGAUGGCGCCAGACACCACCACGAAAGACGCGAUUGAGCUGACCGCGCGCGCUUCGUCGCGACGCUCGGUACUCACCCCUCACUCUAAUGGGAGAAGAGAAUCAAGCGCGACGCUCGCCGAAACGCCUGCAAACCAUGCGUGGGCCGCCCAGGAUGCGAUGUCGCCCGACGCGAACCCGGAGGAUGCGGUGGUGAACGUAUCGCAGCUCCCUCCGGUUGACGGAGGCUUCGGUGCUUGGUCUUUCCUCGCCGCCGCCUUCAUGGUUGAAACCAUCGCUUGGGCUUUCUCGACGGCGUACGGGACGUUACUCUAUGCCUACAUGGAAGAUCCCAACUUUGGCUCCCAGCCACACGCGACGUCGCUCCUCGCGCUCAUCGGGCCCAUUGGGUCGGGGAUUAUGUAUUGUUUGUGCCCCGCCCUCAACCCGGUCCUCUACCGCUACCCGCGCGCCGCGCGCCCAAUCGUGUGGGCGGGCACGGCGAUUUGUUUCGUGAGCUUGUUUGCGUCGAGUUAUGCGCGGACGGUCGUCCAACUCGUUGCGCUCCAGGGCGUUCUCUACUCGAUUGGCGGGACCAUGGUCUACGUCCCGACCAUCUUCUACAUGUCCCAGUGGUUCGUCGAGCGCAGGGGGAUCGCGAAUGGGGUGAUGAUGGCUGGCACCUCCCUCGGCGGCGUCCUCCUCCCCCUCGUGCUGCCCCCGCUCCUCUCCCGCGUCGGCCUAGCGGGUACGCUGCGCAUCUUCGCGGGCGUGACGACGGCGGCGCUGGUGCCGUUUCUGCCGUUUAUCAGGGGGAGGGUGCCGGAGACGGUGGGCAGGGGUGGAGUGGGGCGUAUGCAAGACGUGCAUGAGAUGCGAAACGUGCAUGAGAUGCGAGGAGUGCAUGAGAUGCGAGGAGUGCAUGAGUCCGAUUCUCGCGGCGAGGUCUCGACAAGAGGCGAUGGCGGGUCGGACAGCCGAGUAGGGUCGGUGCGCGAAGACAACCUGAGGGCGGCGAAGAAGUGGUGGACCGAACCCUCCUUCCUCCUCCUGCUCGCCGUGAACACGCUGCAGGCGUUCGGGUAUUUUGCGCCGAUGCUUUGGUUGCCGACAUUCGCGAGCGAGCUGAACCUGAGCCCGUUCAAGUCGUCUGUGUCGCUUUCGGUGCUGAAUGCCGGCGCCGCCCUUGGUCGCAUCUCCACCGGCUUCCUGUCCGACCGCUUCAACCCCUGGGCCGUCGCCUUCUUCACCCUCUUCCUCACCGCGCUCUCCGCCUUCGUCCUCUGGGGGGUUCUGGCGUACACGUUCGCGGGACUGCUGGCCUUCAGCGUCGUGUACGGCGCGUUCUCGGGCGGGUGGGCGGCGCUAUGGACGGGGCUGAUGCCGGCGGGCGCGAGAGACGACCCGAACCUGGCCACGACGCUCUUCGGCUGGCUCCUCCUCACGCGCGGUGUCGGGAACAUCGUGUCCACGCCCAUCUCGACCGCGCUCGAGACGCCCGUGUACUGCACUGGGGCGUCCGCCGCGCACAGCGACUUCAUCUCAGUCGUGUCCGACAACCUCACCGCGGUGGCUUCUUCGGCGACUCUCGCCUCCUGCACCGGCAAAACCGCGCUCGACCUCGGCUUCGACGUCGCGGGCGGGCGGUUCGAGAAGAUGAUCAUCUAUACGGGCGCCUGCUUUGCGGGCGCGGCGCUUAUGGUGACGAUGGGGUGGGGCGUAGAGGCGAGGAGGAGGAAGGCAGAAGGCGAGGAGAGGAGGGGGUGA
Molecule: messenger RNA, 1761 nt
Organism: Schizophyllum commune H4-8
Lineage: Eukaryota; Fungi; Basidiomycota; Agaricomycetes; Agaricales; Schizophyllaceae
Product: MFS general substrate transporter
Exons: 10
Coding region: 1-1761 (586 amino acids)
Biological process (GO): transmembrane transport
Cellular component (GO): fungal-type vacuole membrane
Molecular function (GO): transmembrane transporter activity
Source: RefSeq, a predicted model, not a curated record